Messenger RNA from Batrachochytrium dendrobatidis JAM81, 3218 nucleotides. RefSeq lists its product as uncharacterized. Gene Ontology annotation, biological process: protein import into nucleus. Gene Ontology annotation, molecular function: small GTPase binding; nuclear import signal receptor activity. The transcript has 11 exons. The coding region runs from base 1 to 3186 and encodes 1061 amino acids. The record is from RefSeq and is a predicted model, not a curated record. Lineage: Eukaryota; Fungi; Chytridiomycota; Chytridiomycetes; Rhizophydiales. Gene Ontology annotation, cellular component: nucleus; cytoplasm.
AUGAGUACUGUCGUCAAACUAGAGGCUCUCCUCACUACAAUUGCCACUGAGCAUAAUACAGCAGUACUAGCGCAGGCAUCUACGGAGUUGAGUACACAUUGGCUUAAGCAACCUGACACCAUUCCCCGUCUGCUUCAGAUUGUUGCAAACUCAUCAUUUAUUGGAGCUCGACAAUUAGCGGCUGUUGAAGCGCGCAAACUUGUUGAAAAAAGCGAUGGCAAAGCCUGGCUCGCUCUGUCUGAGCAAGUGCGUCAAGAGAUCAAGACUGGCAUUUUGAGUGUUGCUGUUAAUCAAGAAAGCAUACUUGUCCGAAAUGCUCUAGCUCGUGUUAUUUCUGAAAUUGCCAAGAUCGAAAUCUCCAAUCAUCGUUGGAUUGAGCUUAUUACCAUUUUAAACUCCCUCUGUGCUAGCCCAGUCGUUGGUCAGCGAGAAGUUGGUGUAUAUGUUCUUUAUACUUUGUUUGAAGUUAUCACCGAUCAACUCUCAGACUAUAUUCCUGAGCUACUUGCUUUAUUUUGUAAAUCUGUCAAUGAUCCCGAGAGCAUCACUGUCGCUGUGACUACUGUGCAAGCAUUGGGAAAAGUGGCCGAAUUCAUUGAAGAUCCCAAUGAACCUAGCUUUAAAACCUUUUGUGACCUUAUUCCCAGUAUAGUGCAAGUGAUGCAGCGUACAUUGGUAGCUGGAGAUGAUGCCAACACUUUGAAAGUCUUUGAAGUGUUUGAAGGACUAUUGCUUUUGGAGGUUCCACUAGUUACCAAGUAUUUUGGUGAACUCGUCAAUUUCUACCUGGUAAUCGCCAGUACCCCUGACAAUUCCGAUGAAAUUCGAAUCAUGGCCAUGUCCUUCCUAAUGCUUACUGCAUCCUACGCAAAAACAAGACUGACUAAACUUCGUCUAGUUCCCACUAUUAUUGAUGCUAUUUUUCCCAUUGCUGCUGAAGAGGAAUCCAAGGAUCGCGAAGAUCGGUAUCCUGCCAAAUCGGCAAUUCAAGUGAUCAAUUCACUUGCUCUUGCCUUUCCUCCACAUCAUGUUUAUCCUGCUGUGAUGCGACAUGUGGCCACAUUUAUUCAAGAUUCUCAGCGAUCCGGUUUUCGUCGUGCUGCGAUGCUUGCUAUUGCCGUUCUUGUAGAAGGAUGUGCUGACCAUAUGCGUGAGAAAAUUGAUCAAAUUCUUCCUUCCGUCAUUUAUGCUCUGCAAGACCAUACUCCAUGUGUUCGUCGAGCAGCAUGUACUGCUCUUGGUGCUUUGUCAGUAGAUCUAGAUGAUGAGAUUGCCGAGCAGCAUUCGGUGUUACUUCCUCUAUUACUUACGCUUGUGGAUGAUCCUGAUGUUGAAGUACAGCCUGUCGUUUUGGGAACUCUUGUAUUGCUGGUUGAGGCUCUAGACGAUGCGAUUCUUCCAUACUUGGAACUGCUUAUUACAAAACUAAUUGGUUUGAUAUCUUCUUCAAAUCGCAAAUCUGUACUUGCUUCUGUAAACUGUAUUGGUUCAGUUGCUCGUUCCUCUGGCUCGUCGUUUUUGCCCUAUUUCAAAGUGACAAUGGCACAACUUUGCUCGUUCAUGAUGAUCACAGAGCCAUCAAACCUAGAUAUGCGUGCAAUAGCAACUGAUGCCAUGGGUGCCGUUGCUGAGGCAGUGGGUAAAGAAGCAUUUGCACCACACAUGUCUGAAAUGAUGAAUUUAGUUAUCAGUGGCAUUAGUAUCGACAGCUAUCAACUUCGUGAGUGCAGCUAUCUGUUUUUUGGAGUUUUGGCACGCACGUUUGGUGAAGAUUUUUCACCUUAUCUUCAACUUGUCGUUCCUUCCAUCAUGCACUCGUGCAAUCAGCAAGAUACAGAUUGGAAUGAUAUGCUAAAAUCAUCCAACUCUUUUGAUCCUGCUCAUAAUCCUAAUGGUGAAGAGGACAUUGAUAUUUCUGAAGAAAGUGACAAUGAGGAAAGCGCCAUUGAAAAGUAUUCAUUCAACUCUGCAAUUUCUUUGGAAAAAGCAUCCUCCUUUCAAGCUUUGAGUCUACUGUUUACUGCUACCCGGGCAGCCUUUUUACCCUUUGUUUCUGACAGUGCCAAUGCCGCUCUAUCCUCAUUAGACAAUUUCAAUGAUGAUGUUCGAAUCUCGGCUGCUCAGUGUCUUUUACAGUUUUUUGUUGCCAUGCAGUCUAUUGCAGAUUCGUCCGAAUGGCAGGCUGGUCUCCCCUGCCAGACCCCUGUUCAUGAAAAUGUUGCUUCGAUUGGAAAGAUUGCUAUGGAGGGUGUGUUGAAGAUGCUCGAUGAAGAGGAAGCUAGAAUGGUGGUUGCUCAAACUUUACAAGAGAUUGUUGAAACGAUCAAGCUUAUUGGACCUGUUAGUGUUGGCUUUGAUUAUUCGUCGACACCCGACUCUUUACAAUACGUGAAUGCGCUUGCAAAUAUGCUGUUGCAGCUUUUCCGUGGAGAACACAGUUGUCAGAUUAACGAAGAUUUUGAUGAGAGUGCUGGACAUGAUGACGAUGAACUUGCGGAACUUGAUGCUCUAGUUAUUAGUACUGCUGCAGAUGCUCUUGGAGGCUUGGCUGCUGCUCUUGGACCUGAAUAUGGUAGCUAUUUUUCACCAUUUUUCCCACUUAUUGCAAAGCAUUAUCAAAAGUCCAAACCGGUUUCGGAUCGAAGUAUGGCAAUUGGAACCCUUGCCGAAAUUGUAGAUGGUCUUGAGCAUGGUGUUUCGCCAUUUACGCAAGAUCUUCUACCGCUGUUUAUCAAAUCUCUACGCGAUGAAGAUGACGAAGUACGUAGCAAUGGUGCAUUUGGAAUCGGGCUUCUAAUUUACUAUUCAACCACAGAUUUAAGCAGUUACUAUCCACAAUUGCUUCAGCUUCUCUAUCCCUUUUUUACGAUUGACUCAAAAUCCAACAUGUCAGACAAUGCAUGCGGGGCAGUAGCUCGUAUGAUUCUACGCUGCUCGCAAGCUGUUCCUUUGGAUCAAGUCAUUCCCGUAUUUUUUGGAGCUCUUCCGCUUAAACGGGAUUUUGAAGAAAACCCAAUCGUAUUCAAGUGCAUAUUUUUCCUUUUGGAGGCCAAAGCUCCUUCAGUUUUGUCCGAGUUGGAACAUAUUAGACAACUUUGUAAACAUGUAUUGGCUGCAACUGCUCCAUCACAAGUUGACUCUCCAACUCGUAUGCGAAUUUUGGAGGUCAUGUCAAGCAUCCAGUGAUGCAAGAGCAGACCCUACUAUUUGUCUCGAGU